Molecule: messenger RNA, 546 nt
Organism: Caenorhabditis remanei
Lineage: Eukaryota; Metazoa; Nematoda; Chromadorea; Rhabditida; Rhabditidae
Exons: 5
Coding region: 1-546 (181 amino acids)
Source: RefSeq, a predicted model, not a curated record
AUGACUUAUCGCCCGGCAUACACAUUUGAUGAGCCAUUCGCUGGAAAUGGACCACAGAUCGCUGUGGUCUUCGCCAUUGUAAUUGGAGGUGUCGUUCUGUUGGCUGCAGUUGUCGUUGCGAUUUAUAUGGUUGUCGUUAAAGGAAUGAGAGGAGAUGACAAACAGCGGCUACACUCUGGAAGGAAUUCUGCGCAAUGGGCACAACCACAACAGCAAUACAGAGAGCAACCAGCUUCUGACUUCGCCUACAAUCCAGCACCAACUCAGAACUUUGACUACAACGCCCAAAUCCGUACCCCAGUCAACGCGACCUCCUACACGCCAGUUCCCUCGGUGACUCCAUACAACGUCGCUCCCCAACAAUACUCGAACGUCCCACUGGCCACGCCCACCACCCAACAAUACGUUCAGAGCCAGGCGAUUCCACAGUACGCUCCAGACGUGAUCUACACUCAGGGACCAACUGGAUACGUUCAACAACAACCAGUGGAGUACAGUAUUCAGCGUCAGUCUCCUGGAGCGAACUUUGUUCAGUCUUCUGUUUAA